AUGAAAUCCAUUGAAUCGAUAUCUCAAGAUGGCAGUGGUCUUUCGUCGGAUGUAACAGAUAUUCAAGAACUUCUCUAUAGCAAUCAGUUGAAUACUAGUAAGCACUCUGUAUUACGCACUGACAAAGUAUGGACAUUCGGUUAUGAGCACGUACCAGUUCGCCGAUGGAUGCUUAGUCGUAAUCAAGUUAAUCGAACGUAUAAUCUGUCCGUCGUAGCUCUGAUCAAUCACACAGACGAACAUAUUUAUCAAGCUCCAUCACUGACCAAUAAUUUUCUCGAUUAUUGGACGCCAAGAAAUCGACCAUAUGCUCAGCCGAAUCGACAUCUACCUGGCAACCAAUACAAGUUAACAUGGCAAGAUCAUGUUUUUACAGGAUUUCUUCGGUAUAUGUUCGUAGUCUAUUUUCAUCGUUUUUCGCCACGCAUUCAUCAAAUGACACAUCUAUUGGCUGAACAUUGGUCAAAUUACUUAUGGGAUAAAGAUCAACGCACUUUAAAUGACACAGCAGCGAUAUUUAUUCGUCGUGGCGAUAAAAUGUCCGAAGAUUCAUUCUGGAAGAAACAUAAUAUGUGGCGCAACAUAUCAAUGUAUGUCAAAGGAUUACUUGAUGAAGAACAGAGACAAAAUCGAACAUUCUCAUCGGUAUUCAUUAUGACCGAUGACGUGUCUGUGAUGAAUUCUAUUCAAGAUUAUGCUGAUCCGAACUCGAAAGGAACCGAUGAACCAUAUGCAAGAAAGCAUUUGCGUAAUCGACAGAUAAUGUAUAAUGUAUUUGCACCACAAGCAUGUUUUGAUCCAUUUAUUCGCAUCGGAUUCGAGCAGUUUUUAGUAUCUGUGGAGUUCAUUGUUCAGCAUGUUCAAUUUACUGUUGGCCAUAGCGAUUCAAAUGUUGGUCGCUACUUCGAAGAGAUUACCUAUGCGCGAAAUCAAUUGAAAGCUUCAGUUCAAUCAGAUUCCUUUGUGAAAAAUGCUCCGGAUUAUUUAUAA
Molecule: messenger RNA, 990 nt
Organism: Rotaria sordida
Lineage: Eukaryota; Metazoa; Rotifera; Eurotatoria; Philodinida; Philodinidae
Source: the annotation of a GenBank genome assembly